This is a messenger RNA of Acanthoscelides obtectus, 333 nucleotides long. NCBI's taxonomy places the organism in Eukaryota, Metazoa, Arthropoda, Insecta, Coleoptera, Chrysomelidae. The record is from the annotation of a GenBank genome assembly.
AUGAAGCAGAAUAUUGGACGGGGCGAAUUUUCUCAGUUCCCCAAUUUGUCACAGACAAGCUGCCAGGAAGACGACGUUUCAACUUACGUUCAACAUUUAAAUGCCCUCUAUUCAGAUUUUGGAUCUGGGUUUGAGGAUAUUUUGACUAUGGUAAUACCACCGUGGAUAAUUAAUCCAUAUGGUGACAUAGAAGAAACGAAUGUCAUAAUACAAGAGGAACUGACUGAACCAAGUACAAACGAAGAACUUAAGGUUCAGUUUAAAAACGGAUAUCAGCAAUUCUGGCUGCGAAACAACAUAUACCCGUUACUUAUCCCGUAUUAUGGAAUAUAG